AUGGAGACAGAGGAGAGCGACACCCUAGCGGAGCGGGGGCGUGACGUGCCUGCGAACGGGAGUGGAAGAGAAGGCGAGGAAGGGACACAGGGAAGCCAGAUUGGUGCUAUCAACGAGGCUUUCCACAUCGACUGCAUCCAUCCCAUCCACCCCGUCGAUGACGUAAGCGUUGUAACCAGUCCAGGGAAGACUCUCGCCGGGGAGGAUAAGAUCGGUGCAAUUAAUGGCACCUCCCACACGGGGGGAAUAAAAAUUGGAAUCAACAAGAAGGACUACGAUCUGUACAUUAGCCAGCUAAAGGAUAAAGGCGCGAAGGAUGUACCAAAAAAUAACGGGGGACGAAUGAGAAGGAGCAGCAGUGGAGGCAGAAACAACGAAUGUGACUCGGACUAUUAUGAUAUGAAACACUUGGACGGAAACAGCAUCCACUUUUUCGAUGAUGGAGACGCAAGUAACAAAAGAAAAAUAAACACCAUUAUAAGUAGGAUGGACAGUGAGCUCACAAACACGGAGGAUGCGCUGAGCAAAAUUAAUGACAACAGUACCACCUACAUGAGCAAUGAAAACAACAUAUGUCUCCUGAACAAUGAAGCAGACAUUACUGACCCGAGCAAUUUCAACCCUAAUUUCGAGUUCCAUCAGAUGAUGAGCCCGACUGAUAAGACGACCGAUGUAGAGAAUUGCCAUCACGUUAAUUUUUUUAAAAAUCGAGAGACAAACGAAGUAGGGUUCAAGAAUGGGGGGUACAAGGCCGGCGAGCAAAGCGCCUUCUUCCACGAGGGGGGGACCGAUAAUGGUAGCCAUAAUAUACCUGAACGUGACAGCCAGAAUGUACCUGAGCAUAGACGCGACAACUUGGUGAAGGAAGUUCUCAUCUCCGAAGUGAACAAUCCAAUGCCGCUAAACAUCGCGCAACCCUUUGGGGGAAAGGAACAGAAAAGCGAAGAGAACAAAUUAUCCACCCGAGUUAACCCCAGUUUUUGUGAUCAAACUCAGCUGAGCAAAGUACAAGACGUAGUGCACAGCGCAUAUGCCUUUUUGCACAAUGAAGAAAUAACUACUAGGCUCAGUACCUUUUGCAAUAAAAUUCAAAAUGAUGGAGAAGCGACCUCUGGAGGAGGCGGUCCACCCUACCAAUUUGAGAGCCAAGUAACGAUCGAAUCGGAAGUGAAUCAUCUGAACAAGACAGCUUUGUUGGCCAAUGCCCAAUUGUAUGAACAGAAAGGUGCACAUCCGAGUGACCUUUUAGGGGGGCGAACUACACAAAGUGAGGAUAACCCCCGAGGGGAUAAUUUUUACAUCGAACGGGCAAGCGAACAGGAAGAGGAAAACGGAGAAGGGUCCGAACUUUCAAGUCAUCUUAGGGGAGAAACCACAAGAAAGAAGAAAAAGAACGACGAAGAAGAACUACGUAAUGAUUCUAACGAUAAAAAAAUUUUGUUCCGAGAGAGGGAGCAAAAUAAUGUGGACGUGAGUAGCGAUUAUCACCAUCUGUAUGACGAGACCCACAAGGACAUCACUGAAGGGUGUCUGCGCGUGAGCGAUGGGGAGAGGAAGGAUCUGUCCAGCGGGUGCAGCAUUCGUAGGACGAGCAGCAGCAGCAGUAGCAGCAACGAAAGGGGAAGCGGCAACCACAGCAGCAACCACAGCAACAACGUGCCUUGCUCCAUUGGAGAGACACUCCCGUCGAACGUGCCCCUCAACAGCGGUGGAGAGAAAGACGCGGAAAAGUAUGGCGGCCAGGAGCGAACCCCACCACAGGAGGUGGAGCAAACAGAUGAUAUGUACGAGGAAACGCUUGUAGAGGUGAAAAAGAUGGGCAGACGGGUAGGAAGGAAGAGUAAAAAUGGUGCCAAUAAGUCUGGACAAUCGAACGGUGAUGCGAAGGGGAGAGGACGAAUCGGUUUUAGGCCCUCUCAUGAUUGUGACGUCGAUGCGACAGCAGACUGUGCGGCGGAGGCAGACGACAUGGAUGACCCCACCCGUGAUGAUUCGAAACAUAACGGAGAAGAGGAAGAAUCAAAUGGUAACGAUCGAGGAAGGGCAAAGCAUGGAAGUACCAAUGAGACGUACGCGAGGAGACCCCUCAGAAAUGCUGCCAAGAAAUGCAUUCACUUGUGGUCGGAGGAGUUAAAGAAGAAGAGCGAGAAGCAUAAUGCCGCACUGGAGAGGAGCAAAAAUAUGGGCGACCAAAGAAAGGAAGAGCGCACCCUUCGAAGAAAAGACAAGGUAAUAAAAAAUGGAUCUAAGGUAAUCACCAGGGGAGGAUUGGCAAGAGGAUUCGGUGGCCGAGGUUGGGCCAGAGGCGAAGCCAAACGAGAGACGAAGUUUUCCCAGGACGAUGCAAAUGCAAGUGAUCCUGCGGAGGAACAAGAGUCAGAACAAGCUCAGUAUGACCAGGAGGAAGAGGCAGAAGAGGAGGGAGGUGACGGAGCGAACGGCAAAGCGUACUGUGAAGAAGAACAGGAAGGUACUCACCGACGGGCAAGGGGACGACCAGCCCAACGAACAGGGAACCACACCGAUCCGAAGGUACGUGAAAGGAACCAAAGAAAUGAAGCUUACGAGAGUGGUGAAAUGAAGUCCGAGCAACUAACCAAUGAUACAAACGAAAGAGCAACAAAAGGAGGAAGGCAAAAAAACCAAGUGGCGUCGUUAGGACAGGAACAGGAAAACAUCCCCAUCCUUUUUAAUGACUCAAUGGAUGAAAGAGAGAUGUUUAAAUAUCUCGACCUGUUGCGACAUCUUCCGAGUAAGAAGGGAGGUGCACAGUACAAGUUACACAAAGCUAUAUUAACAGAAGAGAUGGUUCGGAGGGCAAAAAAGUUCCCACUCGUCCAGGGGGUAUACUUUGAUAGGUACCAGCAAAGAUGGAGUGUAAACUGGAAUGAGGAUGGAAAGAGAGUGGCAAAGUAUUUUCCCAUUAAAUUAUUUGGGUUCGACUAUGCGAGGAGAUUAGCCAUUUAUUGUAAGAACUAUCAGAAGAUCCCUGAGGAGGCACUGUUAUUUGAGCAGGCGUACCGGGCAAGCCAGCAGAGCAACAAACAGAGAAAUGAUCAUUCGGAGAUCGUCAGUGGGGGGGGUGCUGCAGGGGGGGUCACCGAGAUUGGCAGUGGAAACGCGAGCAGAAAUGCCACUCCGAAUGGCAGCAUCAAUGGAGCAAAGCUCAGACGAGGAGGACCCAAGAAAGUGUACAAAAAGAGGGGCCUCCGAAAACAGGACAAUUCGAAUGAAGACAAGUUUAGCAGGGGCUAUGGGAAGAGGAGAAAAAAUAUUAACUAUCAAAGUGGGGGGGAUGUGGACAUCACAAUGAAUGAAGGUGUGGGGGAGAACGAAAGUGGCAACCACGGCCCAGGACAGAGCCCAUUCGCGAGUAAUUAUCCCCUGUGUAGCAAUUACUCUGGCAGUGCCGUUAGCGGUGUCAGCAGCGGUGCGAAUAGCGAUCCGAUUAGCAGCGAGAGGAGGGAUUCCAGUUACAGAAGCGACGGCGGUGCGAAGGAGAUAGAGCGCAGCGCCCUUCCCAAGGUGGCUCCCUACUUUCCCAGUGGCAGUCUGCCCGGUUCGCAAGGCCUCGGGGUGAAGAACACCGGGGGGGAGAACCAUCCGUACAACCAACACAAUGAGAAUUAUCAGAAUUAUCAGCACAACCUGCACAGCAUCUGGGAAGGCCUUGGAAGGCUUAUCGCACCCUCCGCCGCGAACGAUGAUGGUGUGAACAAACAGUGCGUGCAGGGGUACCUUUUCGAGGGCGACUUCCCAGGUGGCGGCAGCGCCAAACACGGCCAUCUAGCUAGCAGCCAUCCGAAUAGCUCCAACCCCAGUAGUGGUCUUCUUAACAGUGUCCUCCCCAAUGGCGCCCCUUUUGGUAGUACCCUGAACAAACCAGGUGAAGGGUCGAAUAGUGCAAACCCCAGCACGGGCCAUAUGAAGGAAGAACAGAAGAACAUCACAGGUAUGGAUACGAGUGCUGAUCGAACCGACGCGGAGAACAUGAUGCUCAUGAAACAGAGGAUGAUAAUGCUUGAGCAGGGAAGAGCAGCGAAUGGGAAGAUCUACAUGCCUUUCGGAAGUGCCACCAUGGGGUUACCCAUCACACACUCCAGCAACGAAAUGAGACGCUUCGGAAGCGGAGAAUCCCAUUUUGAUGAGGAGAAGAAGAGCAGUUGUAUGCAUAACGUGGUUGAUCCCGUAGCGGGUGUAAACAGUGGCAAUCUGUUACCCAUGUCGACCCAUUUGAAUCACCGCAGUGGUGUAAUCCAUGCGGUUGAAAAUAGCAGGGAAUUAAGCAGCAAUACCUUGCCUCACAUGAUGAUCGGGGAGAACUCCACUGUAGAGAGUGAAGAGAAAAAAAGGGGAAGAAAAAAAGGGGAAGAAAAAAAGAACCAUCUUGUAUGCACCUCCACAGGGACGUCUUCCUUUAAAUCAUCCGCCUCGCACAUUUCGUCCACCUCCUCGUGCUGUAAAAACAUGGAAAUGUAUUUGUCUUCCAAUGGGCCCUUGCAUGACAUGGGGGACUCGCACAAAUGGAGAAAAGGAGACGCCACGGAAGACGCAGCGGAUGCAGCAGACGUAGUAGACUCAGCAAACGAAGGAGACCUAGCAGACGCCGCACAUCCUUCCAGUUAUAAUGAUGAGACUGGUAAUUACUAUACGACAAAGGAGGAGGAAAAAAAGAAAGACGCGCCAACCACUCAGGGGGUUCACGAAGAUAAGCUCAGCAGGGCAGACUUGAUGACACAGAGGGAUGAUGGCAAUAGUGACAGGUGUUACCUGCAGGGGGGAAGAGGACCAUUGGAGGGGAAAGAAGAAAAUGACGAUGUGGAAGACGAAGAUAACGACGGCGAAAACGACGCCGAAGCAGAUGAAGGAGAAGUUAACCCCGAUGAGUGCGUCCCAAGGGGGGGAGGCAUAGCCACGAAUGUGGACCCCUCGAUGGAAAGACACAUAAUUGGACAUGCAGUUAGAAAUAUAAUACCAAAGGAGGAGAACAUCCACAAGGGCGCAAUAACCCAUUUGAACUCUGGCGAUGGUGUGUCUCAGGUGGCAGGAGACGAUACAGCAGGAGACAUAUGCCCCCACAGUGUAAUCAGCAGCACAGUAGAACGGGGCCAGAACGCAACACAGAUCGAGAAUGACGGAAACAAACUGGAAGAUAUACUUAACAUAAACAAAUACAGUGAGAUAGUGAACAGACUGGAUAAUUACACGCUCAUGAGUAAAAUGAGUCAGGGGGGUGUGAAAGUGGAGGGAGGAUUGAUUCCCUUGGGGGGGCUAAAUUUCAAGAGGGAGAAUACGGACGGCGCGAGUAAGGAUAGCAUCAGGGAGGAGGUUAACCAUGGGGAAGAAGUUCCCACCGGGGGGGUCUCCCUGGGUGCUGAUAUUAUCCACCGGGGAGGAGUCCCCAAUGAGGAUGUCCUCCUCAAUGAGGAAGUCGUCCCAAAUGAGGACGGCAUCAACGGGGGAGAUCUGACCCAGGAGAACAACGAAGACGACAUAAACUCCAGAAUAGUAGGAGUCCAUUACGAUAGAAAGCAGUACAGGUGGAAGGCCACAUGGUACACGUCCCACGGAAGGAGAUGCGCAAAGUAUUACCCCAUAAAACAGUACGGAUAUUUGGAAGCGAAAAAAAUGGCCAUAGAAUGUAGGAGGGCAUACAACGCUUAUAAGAAAUUAAAGAAGGAUCCAGAAAAUGGCAUCGAAGAAGGAGAGUUCAACUUUGAUAGUAUCAUUUUUCCUAAAGAGUACUAUGUAACUUUAUUCGAGAAUGACGAAAAGAAGGAUGGCUACUUCUGGAACCCGAAAAAGAACAAGAAGACGGGGAAGAACCCAUUUUUAGACAACAAUGAGAAGCAGAGAAGACACUAUAAUGAGGCGUUGAAAAAAAUUACCAACAUCAAGUGUAAGGACCUCUCACAAUUGAAUGAAUUUAUGGUGAGGAAGAAUGACGGCGAAGCGUCUACUUAUCCAUUCAUGGGGGUGGCGGUGGACCCUUCCGAGAGCUCCAAUGUCUUCGCGCCGCCGAAGCAUCAGCAGGAGGAGGAAGAGGACUACUCCGGUGCGCACUUCGAGACGGCGGGAAUGAUGGGGGCGUACCAAGGUGGAAUCCACCCAAGUGGAUCCUAUCAGGGGGGAGUGUUUCAAAGUGGAUCAUAUCAGAGUGGAUCGUUCCAGGGGUCAGCAGCACUCCCCCUUGCAAUGACAGCCCCAAGUGAAGAUUCCACGGUCGCCAUGCCUGUGACAAAUGUUGACGGUUCCAAUCAUCCCAACCUGGAGAAUGAACAAAACAAGGAAUGGAGCACCCUACAGGGGGUAUACAAUCAGGGGGGAAUCUUCCAGGACAGUUGCUGCAAUGUGAUGAGUGGGGAAGGACAACACGUGACAUCAAACGGAUGUUCAGCGCACGUGCAGGGGAAUGCUUGUCCGGUACACGUACCUGAAAAUGGAUGCUCCUCACAAAACGUGUCAUCCCUUCUUUCGUUGUAUUACCUCUCCGAAAACAUCCUCAAAUUCCAGAAGGGGACCAUCAAAUGUAUUCUACAAGACCUGAGAGACAACUGCCUAUCCAAUCUGGCCUAUGACAUUAAAAACAUAACCUUCCAGGAGUACUACAUGGCUAUUCACUACCUUAACAGGUAUGUAGAAAACUCCAACUGCUAUGAUGACAUUUUUUUUCUGUUAAAAAUUUUAGCCAAGAAUCUGGAAAUUCGAAAGAUACCUAGCUUGUACAAUGAGGAGGAGCAGAAGGAGUUGCUAAACUCGUUGACCGUUAUUACGAAGCAGAUGAAGAACGGCUAUUCUUACUUCACCCCGGACACGGUGAAGAGUGCUAGUGAGGGGGGAGAGGCGCCGUGCGACCGGUUUUCCUCCGUCAUAUUUCAUUAG
Messenger RNA from Plasmodium inui San Antonio 1, 6882 nucleotides. RefSeq lists its product as hypothetical. The transcript has a single exon. The coding region runs from base 1 to 6882 and encodes 2293 amino acids. The record is from RefSeq and is a predicted model, not a curated record. Lineage: Eukaryota; Apicomplexa; Aconoidasida; Haemosporida; Plasmodiidae. Gene Ontology annotation, molecular function: DNA-binding transcription factor activity. Gene Ontology annotation, biological process: regulation of DNA-templated transcription.